Molecule: messenger RNA, 1480 nt
Organism: Brachypodium distachyon (stiff brome)
Lineage: Eukaryota; Viridiplantae; Streptophyta; Magnoliopsida; Poales; Poaceae
Product: atherin-like
Exons: 3
Coding region: 1-927 (308 amino acids)
Source: RefSeq, a predicted model, not a curated record
AUGUACGCGACAGCUAAUCCCUUUUUUCUUUUCUUUUUCUUUCUCCCUUUUUCUUCCCAAGCCACGCCGCCAGCUCUUUCUUCUUCCGUUCUUCUUCCUUCUUUCCCCGAGCGCCUCCACCUCGCUGGCUCUACGCGAGCUUCCUUCCCGCGAGCUCCUCCCGUGGCCAAGCCCCCUGGCUCUCUCUCCCUCGCGCGCGCCUCCCCGUCGCCCGCGUCCGCCCCGCGCGCCCUCCUCUCCCCGCGCCUGCAGCUCCGCGAGCGCCUGCUGCCUCCCGCGCGAGCUCACCGCCGGCGCCGCCUCUCCUCGCGCGCCGCCCAGCUCCCGCUCCGCCCUCUGCUUCCCCGAGCGCCGCCCGGCCGCGCCUCUUCCUCUUCCGUGCCCGCACCAUCAGCCCUGCAUCGUCUGCCUCCUCGCCAAGCCGACCACGCGCGCCGCCCGCCUGCUGCUCCAGCACCACCACCCCGCGCGCCUCUCCCCUUGCUCCUGGCCGCGCCGCCAGCACCCGGCUCCGCCCGCGCGCCUCGCCCCGCCGCCCGGCGCCGCCUCCACCUCGCAUGCCCGCACGCGCGCCUCCCUUUCUCCUCUGCUCUGCCCGCCUGCAGCGCUCCCCACCAGCCUCCUCUGCCUCCAGCCCGAAGGCCCGAGCAAGCCCGGCUCGCCCAAGCCCAGCCGAGCCCCCUCCUGGCCCAUCUUCUCUGGCCCGUCUCAAAGCCCAGCAAUGCCCAGGCCCGUGGCCUUUUCCCCUUUUCUUUUCUGUUUUCUAAAAUUAAUAGAAUCCUGACGUGUGGGCCCUGCUGGUCAGCGCCUCCAUGUGCUUGCUGCUGUGCUGACGUUGCCGCCGCUCUGCGUGUGCUUCGCCGUGCCGCUGCUCAAGACCUUGCCGUGCGCCGCGAAGACCGACGAACCCCGGAGUUGGAGCCUUGAACGACUACUUCGCCGCGACGACUACAUCGCCUACGUGAACAGUUACUUCGCCUAUGACGACUACGUGUAUGACUAUGUCGACUACUUCCUCUACAUCGCGACGCCGCACGUGUCCAAGUCUUCGAUUCCUACAACGACGACUACGCUUGUGUUCUUCUUCCAGAAUUCUUGCUCAAUUCCGGACAAUUGAGUACUCCAGGCAAGCAGCCAUUUCUUGAACAUGUUGAUUAUACCCAAUGCCUCUCUCUCUUUCUUGCACUAAGUUACGUUCUCAGUUCUGGUCACGAUGCCUCUAGGAUUGCAUAGCUUUUAGUCAGCUCCACUUAUUGCCUUAUGUCUUGUUACUUGUCCUAAUACCAUGUCACAUGUUUGUUGAUGCCCUACAUCUUGGUCAUUAGAUGUCAUGCUUAGUUGCGAAUCUACUAUUCUUAUAUCUGUGGUUCCACAAUUGCUACAUCCACAUGCUACUUCCUGUAUUUAAAUUGCAAUUAUUGAACCGUGAUAUGAUAUUAAAUUGUAACAAGGCAACGAUGGGAGGCCGUGCUCGAACGCA